Messenger RNA from Hydatigera taeniaeformis, 576 nucleotides. The record is from the annotation of a GenBank genome assembly. Lineage: Eukaryota; Metazoa; Platyhelminthes; Cestoda; Cyclophyllidea; Taeniidae.
AUGGGGGGCAAACACUCGACUCUCGAUAAUGAUACUCUUGAGAUGCUUCAAAAAAAGACAAAGAUGUCACCAAAGGAACUAAAAGACUGGUAUAAAAGAUUUCGCAAACAAUUUCCUGAUGGGCAAAUGAGUCGCUCAGAAUUUGCCCGGGUGUAUUCCGAUUUUUUUCCUGGAGGUUAUUCGGACGCCUUCGCUGAUAUAGUGUUCAAUAGUUUUGACACGGACGGGGAUGAUGCUGUAAACUUUACAGAAUUUACUUGUGCGUUGGGCAUUAUAAAUAAUGGAACAGUCGACGAAAAAAUCAACUGGGCAUUUGAUCUCUAUGAUCAAGACAAAAAUGGUGUAAUUUCUUUGCAUGAGCUGACGACUAUGCUAAGCGCGCUCUACAAGUUGGUUGGUGUCCUUGACACCAGUCAACUGCCACCUGGUCACUUGACACCACAGCAGCAUGCAGCAGCCAUCUUCGAGAAGUUGGAUGUCAACAGGGAUGGAGUGCUCUCACGUGAGGAGUUUGUGCGUGGCACCUAUGGCGAUCAAAAUGUGAUUGCAAUGCUGAAAUGCACUGAGCCUUACUAA